AGACACAAAGUUUUAUAGUAUAUUAAUAUGUUUAUUUUUGUCAAUUUUGAGAGUCCUAAGUUAGUAUGUAGGGAUGAAAUAGAAAAGACUUCAUGUAGCGUACACGUUCAAAUAUAGAUGAUUAUCCAACAAAGAGUCAAACACACUAAAUGUGUGUAUUUGUGUGUGAAACUCGAGCACAUGUAUAAAUAGGCAGCAGCUGCAGAGCCAGAGUUGGGAAAUUGAGGUUGAUAAAAAUGGCGACUGAUGAAAAUGCAGUGAUCGAGCACAGAGCGUAUGCUCGGGUGGGUUUGUUGGGCAAUCCCAGCGACGUCUACUACGGGCGCACGAUAUCAUUCAGCCUUGGAAACUUCUGGGCUUCUGUCAAGCUCCAGCCUUCCGAUAAUUUGAUGAUCCUUCCUCACCCCGCCCAUGAUCUAGUUCAAUUCGACUCUCUCACUCACUUGGUUAAUCGGCUCCAGACCGAUGGUUACUAUGGAGGGGUACGUCUGCUCAUGGCGAUCUGUAAAAUCUUUCACAACCAUUGCAAGGAAAACAAAAUUAGUUUACGUGAGGGGAAUUUUAAGUUGUCUUAUGAUACCAACAUACCUCGCCAGACUGGGCUUUCUGGUUCUAGUGCUAUUGUAUGUGCUGCUCUUAGCUGCCUUCUUGACUUCUACAAAGUCAGGCAUCUAAUAAAAGUUGAAGUCCGGCCAAACCUUAUCCUUAAUGCAGAGAAAGAACUCGGUAUCGUUGCUGGACUUCAGGACAGGGUAGCCCAGGUCUAUGGAGGCCUCGUCUACAUGGAUUUUGACAAGAAACUCAUGGAGGAUUUAGGACAUGGAAACUAUAUGCCCAUGGAUCUGGAUCUUCUGCCACCGCUCUACCUCAUCUAUGCAGAGAACCCAAGCGACUCUGGAAAGAUGCAUAGUACAGUCAGACAAAGGUGGUUAAAUGGUGAUGAGUUCAUUAUAUCAUCGAUGGAGAAGGUUGCAAAUAUUGCAUUAGAAGGAAGGACAGCGUUGAUUGAAAAGGACUACGCUAAACUCGCAGCCCUCAUGAACCAGAACUUUGAUUUGCGAAGAGAAAUGUUUGGCGAUGAAGCUCUUGGAGCUAUGAACAUAGAGAUGGUUGAAAUCGCUAGGCGAAUAGGUGCUGCAUCAAAGUUUACAGGCAGUGGAGGCGCUGUCGUCGUGUUCUGCCCUCAAGGUUCUUCACAAGCAAGCCUUUUGGAGGAUGCAUGCAAGGCAGCUGGUUUUGCCUUCCAACCACUUCAAAUCAUGCCAUCUUUGCUAAAUCAAGAGGAUCUUGAAACUAUGUCAUCAAGAUGAAAUACAAAUGCACUUAUCUCCCCCUUGCUUUUCUAUAGUCCCAUGAUUUGACUAAGGUUUUAUGCAAUAUUGUUAAGACUUUGUAAAACAACAAGAAGGGUAUUUUGUAAUUGCUCAAAUUUAUAUUCUUGAACUGUGGGAAACCACAAUAAAAUUUUCAACUGCCGUUACAAAUCA
Molecule: messenger RNA, 1487 nt
Organism: Salvia miltiorrhiza (redroot sage)
Lineage: Eukaryota; Viridiplantae; Streptophyta; Magnoliopsida; Lamiales; Lamiaceae
Product: glucuronokinase 1-like
Exons: 6
Coding region: 237-1310 (357 amino acids)
Molecular function (GO): ATP binding
Source: RefSeq, a predicted model, not a curated record